GUUGUGUGUCACGACCAUUAUUUGCAAUCUGAUUAUCAUCUGAGGUGCUCGUUGUCAUAAAAAAAUCUAAUACAAGUGUUUAACACUGCGAUUGGAUAUUACUCGAAGUGCGUAUUCACAAUGGUAAUCACAUUUUCUCUAGUGACAGUGUUUCUCUUUAGCUCUGGUGAAGCGCUUUUCUGCUGGAAAUGUUCACCGACAGAUGGUUUUGAAAAAGCAUGCCAUGAUCCGUUCCAAACGAAAUACUCCGCGCCUCAAGCAUAUGCCUUAGAAAAUUGCGAUGACCACAAAUCACAACACGACUCUUAUAAAUCGUUUUGUAUGAAGGAAAAGAAAUAUGCUAAUGGCCAGAUGCAAGUUCUACGUCAGUGUACGUGGAAACGAAAGGAUGACAACUCGUCGCUGUGUCCUAUAGGACCUAAAGUCCCAGGGACUGUUGGCGGGGAGAUAAUAUUCUGCGAAACUUGCGACCAUGAUGGUUGCAACCACGGAACUGCUGUUAAACUUACAAUGGCACUAUUAGCACCUACAUUAAGUCUAUUUCUUUUUAAAUAAAUUAUAGUCUUUUUA
This is a messenger RNA of Pectinophora gossypiella (pink bollworm), 570 nucleotides long. RefSeq lists its product as uncharacterized. Gene Ontology annotation, biological process: positive regulation of voltage-gated potassium channel activity; sleep; regulation of synaptic transmission, cholinergic. Lineage: Eukaryota; Metazoa; Arthropoda; Insecta; Lepidoptera; Gelechiidae. The record is from RefSeq and is a predicted model, not a curated record. The transcript is spliced from 3 exons. Bases 121 to 555 code for a protein of 144 amino acids.